AUGAAAAGAAGAGAAACGCCCGCAAUGUUUCUAAUUAUUGUACUAUGUCUCUAUGUCGUCGGACGAGUUCAAGGUGUAUCACGUCCACUGGUUAUUGGUCAUCGGGGUGCAGCCUACUUACCUGAACUUACAUUAGCCGCACAAUCUAUGGGCUACGCUUUUGGUGCAGAUAUAAUCGAGAUUGAUGUUUGUCUUACUCGAGAUAAUCAGUUGAUUGUUAUUCACGAUAUCUAUUUAGAUGGAGUGAGUAAUGUAGCUGAAAUGUUUCCAAAUCGAAAUCGCUCAAAUGGUUACAGUUAUGUUAUUGAUUUUGAUUUAGAAGAAUUACGCCGGUUAACUAUUCGUGAACGUUUUAGGCCAUUCAAUGGUACACAAAUUUUUCCUUUGCGAUUUCCUUCUAAUAGUGUGAUCGCUUUUCAACUUGCAACACUCAACGAAACAAUUGAAUUAUUACUCGGCUUCAAUCGUGCUACCGGUCAACAACGUCAGCUACUUAUUGAAAUAAAAAAACCUGAAUAUCAUUCAAAAUACAAUAAAUCUAUUUCGUCGAUUGUACUUGAAACACUGAAUGCCUAUAAUCUGAAAGAACCAAGUGAUCCUAUUAUUCUACAAACAUUUCAUAUAGAAGAAUUGAUACAUAUACGUCGAAAUCUCGGUAGUAAACUACGGUUAUUUGCCCUAAUGACAUGGAAUCGAAUAAACGAAUCGUCGAGUGAUUAUGAUUUUUAUAGAAGUGAAGAAGGCAUAAGAAAUCUAUCGAAUGUUAUUCAAGCGAUUACACCUAAUCUUGAAUUUGUUGUUAAUUAUGAUUCAAAUGGUACAAUCUUAGGUAAUACUAAUUUAACAAAAUGGGCACAUCAAAAUGGUCUCGCCGUUUAUCCAUUUACAUUUCGACGAGAUUCAUUUCCGGGUAGAAGCUUUGAGCAAUUGAUUCAAUAUUUUUUACAUACAGCACGAGUAGACGGCUUUAUAACUGAUCAUCCAGAUGUCGUUCUGGAGUAUUUGCGAAGAGAAAUGGCAGCGAAAGAUGCUAUUUUCAUAGAACAAAAUUCAUCUUCAAGCUUAGUUUCAUCGAUGUUAAUACUUCUUUGCAACAUGAUAAUAAUAUCAAAAAUAAUUGUUUAG
Molecule: messenger RNA, 1125 nt
Organism: Rotaria socialis
Lineage: Eukaryota; Metazoa; Rotifera; Eurotatoria; Philodinida; Philodinidae
Source: the annotation of a GenBank genome assembly